This is a messenger RNA of Meira miltonrushii, 1026 nucleotides long. Its product is annotated as transcription factor Tfb4. Lineage: Eukaryota; Fungi; Basidiomycota; Exobasidiomycetes; Exobasidiales; Brachybasidiaceae. The record is from RefSeq and is a predicted model, not a curated record. Gene Ontology annotation, biological process: nucleotide-excision repair; regulation of DNA-templated transcription. The transcript is spliced from 3 exons. Gene Ontology annotation, cellular component: transcription factor TFIIH holo complex; transcription factor TFIIH core complex. Bases 1 to 1026 code for a protein of 341 amino acids.
AUGACACAGAGAAGCUCGGCAAGCAGUAAUGCAGGUCGAUUCACCCAUUUGAUCACCAGUCAUUCCGAUGCAGAUGCAGCAUAUAUACGAACGCCUCCAGAUCUAUUAGGAGUGAUUAUAGAUGUCGAUCCAGCAGUUUGGGCAAGAAAGCGAAACGGUUUACAACUCUUACGAAAAGCAACACAAGACGUUUGUGUAUUUCUGAAUGCUCAUUCAGCGUUAAGACAUGACAAUUGUUGUGCUGUCUACGCUGCAGGAAGGACAAAUGGAAAUCUGAUCUUCAGUAAUACGCCUUCUCUUUCUCAUGCGAAUUCGCUACAAUCCAGUUUGGAUGCAAAUACCUAUCAACCUUUCAAGAUUAUCGAUGAUGCAGUCAUGAGCGGUGUACAGACUGCCUUACAGGAUGGAAAGCAAGAUGUCGAACGACCUCCUUCGCAUGGAAUCGUUUCUUCCUUAGCACAAUGUCUUUGUCACAUCAAUCGAAUCGGACAGCUCACAUCGGCAGCAUCGGGAAUAGAAGAAGAUCCGAAAUCUAGCUCGGCAGGCGCGAAAGCGAAUGCAGGAAGAGGAUAUAAAAGUAGAAUUCUCGUCAUUUCUGCUUCUCCAGAUAGUUCAAGUCAAUAUGUCGCAAUGAUGAAUUGCAUCUUUGGAGCUCAAAAGAAAGGCGUAACAGUCGAUGUUUGCAAGAUCUUGGGAGGUCAGGAUAGCGUCUUCUUGCAGCAAGCAUCACAUCUGACCAAAGGAACGUAUUAUAGAUUAGAUCUCGUCGAAGGUCUGCUACAGACAUUAAUGACGACAUUUCUAGCAUCUCCUGCAAUACGCGAUCAGAUGCGCUUGCCAUCCAACGAUGAUGUCGAUUUCAGAGCAGCAUGUUUCUGCCACGGCCGAGUGGUUGACGUUGGAUACGUUUGUUCCGUGUGUUUAAGCAUCUUCUGUGAACCUCGCGAUAAAUGUCUGACAUGCCGUGCUACAUUUCCAAAAAGGACGUUACAAAGGUUUCAAGAAGAACAAAGAACGGUGUCAUGA